Molecule: messenger RNA, 1567 nt
Organism: Salvia splendens (bonfire salvia)
Lineage: Eukaryota; Viridiplantae; Streptophyta; Magnoliopsida; Lamiales; Lamiaceae
Exons: 6
Coding region: 108-1262 (384 amino acids)
Cellular component (GO): chloroplast
Source: RefSeq, a predicted model, not a curated record
CAGUUUUCUGGUUACAAUUGCACCCCUUGGCUCUCUGUAUCUCAAUCAAUUUUCAUCGUCAUCACAUUCCCUCUCUAUCUCUACCGAUUACUAUUUCAUUCAUUUCCAUGGCCUCCGCCCCAACCAUUUUCCUGCAAGAACCCCGCUUUAAAUGGAAAAUCUCUCCUCAAUUGCCCACCCUAAAUCCCCUCGCCCAAAAUCACAUCAAAAUCCGCAAAAUUUUGAAAAAACUCAGCAUCAAUUGUUUGUUCACCGGCGAUUAUUCUUCCACCGACCGACGCGUCAGCAAGAAUGGAUUCAGGGAGUUGGAAAUCAAGCAAAACCCAGCUGAAUUCGUGGCCGAAACAAUAAAAAAUAUGCUCAAGGCGCUGCGGAAACCGGCGGCGGCAGCUGUGCUGGUGGGGCUGCUGCUGAUGUACGAUCCCAAUUCGGCGCUUGCGGUCUCCGGUGGGCGGAUGGGCGGGAGGUCGUUCUCCUCGUCGCGGUCGUCGUCGCAGAGCUACAGCACGCCGCGGACGGGGGCGGGGUCGGGCUUCUCGUUUUCGGCGCCCUAUUAUGCGCCGUCGCCGUUUGGUGGGGUUUAUGUGGGCCCCGCGGUCGGUGUUGGCUCCAGCUUUUCCCUUAUUAUGAUCGCAUUUGUUGCAUUCGUGUUGGUGUCCGGUUUCUUGUCCGAUGGCUCUCAGGGAAGUGUGCUCACAGCUACUGACAAAACUACUGUGCUCAAGCUGCAGGUCGGACUGUUGGGCUUAGGAAGGUCACUCCAAAAGGAUCUGAACCGGAUUGCUGAAAUUGCAGAUACAUCCACCUCUGAAGGUCUACACUAUGUGUUGACAGAGACAGUACUAGCAUUGCUUCGGCAUCCUGAUUAUUGCAUUUCUGGCUAUUCAUCAGUUGAUGUAAAGAGAAGCAUGGAAGAAGGGGAAACGAAAUUCAACCAAUUAUCUAUUGAAGAACGCGGCAAGUUUGAUGAGGAGACACUUGUCAAUGUCAACAACAUUAAAAAGAAAAGCUCGACUGUCCUGCGAGCAGGUGGAUUUAGCAAUGAGUACAUAGUUAUCACAAUCUUGGUGGCUGCUGAAGGAGAUCACAAGCUGCCGUCCAUUAACAAUAGUAAAGACUUGAAAGAAGCUCUGCAAAAGCUGGCAUCUAUUCCAUCAAGUAGAACAAUGGCUGUCGAGGUCCUCUGGACACCCCAAAAUGAUGACGACACUCUUUCAGAACGAGAGCUGCUGGAAGACUACCCCUUGUUGCGGCCUCUUUAAGAGAUGGAAACUAUCCCGCAUCUUCCUCCUCGAUACAAAGAGUUGAGUUUAGUAUCGAACUGCCUUAAAUAAAUGCUGCGGCUUUCGAUCCAGAACAGGAGAGAGCUCGAGCAAGAUGAAAAAGUUCAAACGUGUAUAUAUAUAUGACUUGAAGCUGUGUAGCAUUUAGGCCUCGAAUGUUUUCCUUUAGUUCUUAGAAUUCUAAUACGAAUUCAUAAGAUUGUUGCCUAUGGUCCAGUAUAUCUUCUUGCACGGGUUCAAAUUGGUUAAGUUAAAGGAAUAUAUGACCAAUAUUUACACAGAAA